Messenger RNA from Hyaloscypha bicolor E, 2297 nucleotides. RefSeq names its product BRE1-domain-containing protein. Gene Ontology annotation, molecular function: ubiquitin protein ligase activity. The coding region runs from base 141 to 2153 and encodes 670 amino acids. The transcript is spliced from 3 exons. Gene Ontology annotation, cellular component: HULC complex; nucleus. The record is from RefSeq and is a predicted model, not a curated record. NCBI's taxonomy places the organism in Eukaryota, Fungi, Ascomycota, Leotiomycetes, Helotiales, Hyaloscyphaceae.
CAGACUUCACCGUCAUGUAUUCGUACAUUACCACCCAUACCUCCAUACAUAUCUUGUCCGAUCAAUCCAUACUGCGGAGGGAAUGACUUGCUGACGUUGCCGUGUCGUAGAAAUACCAAAAGGAUGCUAUCCUUCGCCAGAUGCGUGAAUAUAAGCGCGAGAAAGAUACCUUAGAAUCACACUUGCGAGAGGUGCAGAAGAAAUCGGUUGACCAUGAUGAUCACAUCCGCGUGAUCAAUACUUGGUGGGACCAGUUACUCGACGAAGUCAAGCUUCUGGUUGAAGAUGAGAUACCGUCUAAUGAUGAUAUUGAAGGUCAGUCCAGUGGCCAAGGGUCGGAACCACCACUUACGCAAUCCACAGCAACCUUUCCCACUGCAUUAAGUUUCAAGGGCAGCGAGGACUUCCAACAGCAUUUGGCAUCUAGAGCGAAGCAGAUAAAGUCCAAGCUUUCGUCUAUUUUCACAAAUCUUAGCAGCGUUCGAGGCAAGCCGUCUUCGGAUGUCCAUGAACUUCAAAAAAAGCUUUCCUCACUCCUCGGAGCCCAAAAAGAAUAUCUCACCAAACUUGAGAGAUUGAAGAGUGAGAGGGAUGAUCUUAGCGACCGCCUAGAGACAGCCUCACUCCGAUACAUCAAAGCCGAGAAGAGGCUGGACCGGGCCAAGAGCAGUGUCGUCGCCAAGUUGGAACAGCAAGCCAUUGCUGGUUCAAGCAGCGGCAACGGAGCAGUCCAGAAUGGGAGCGAUGUUGAAAUGACCGAUAAUCUUUCCGAGGAGAACGAAGCAAAUCAGACCGCGUACAAGGAGGCCGCAGCCGUUGUUGCCAAGCAAAAAGAGCAGUUAGAAGCAAUCAUGACGGAAAAUAAAUCCCUGACCGAACAACUCAGCGCAGCGAAUACUCGACUCUCCAAUCUGAACGAAGAUGACUAUGCACGAACAGAGCUAUUCAAGCAAUUCCGACUACAGCACGAAGAUGUGAUCCGGCGCAUCAACCAUCUGGAGGCCACAAACAUCCAAUUGCGGGAGGAAGCCGAGAAAUACCAAGCCGAGAGGACUGCAUACCGGGCACAAAUAGAGAACGAGGCAGAAGUAGUGACGGGGGAGCUGGAAAGCCAAGUACAAAGAAUGGAAGCAGAUCUCACCAGAAUCCGGUCUACGAGGGACGAAUUACUUGCUGAUUUGAGCAUGCGAAAGGCCAGUUCGGAACAAGACAAGACCUCCAGUGACCACUUAAAUGAACUUAUCUCAGCAAAAGACGAUCGCAUCACCUCUCUGGAGGCAGAAGUCGAGCGUUUGCGAGCCCGGGCUGAGGAAGAAUCCUUGCCUCCAAGAGCCGCGAUCGAGGCGCUGGACCUGCAGCAACUACGGCAAAAGUAUGAGAGUCUGGAACGGCAGUUUGAGGCUAUCGAGCGAGAAUUGCCAGGUCUACAAACGGCAUACAAGAAAGUCCAAACCUUAUCGACGAAGAAGGUUAUGGACUUCACCACACUGGAGGAGAAGGUCCAAAUCCUUCACGCGGAGAAAGCAAAGGCUGAUCAAAAGUAUUUUGCUGCCCGCAAGGAUAUGGAUACCAGGAUUCUCGAAGUCAGAUCACUGAAGAUUCAGAAUCAAAAGAGUUCAGAGAUCAUUCAGCAGUUGAAGGAAGUUGAGACGGCCAACCGAAACCUCCUCAGCAAUCUCGAGAAGCAGUUGAGCGAUAUCAGACAAGCCAACGCAUCCAUCAUCACCGAGCACAAGAAGAUGGAGUCGACAAGCAGAGAAGCUACCAGCAAAGCCGAGACCUUGAAGAAUCAGGUCACCGAACUCACCAACUUGAUCAAAGCCAAGGAUGCAAACAACCUCAACACCAAGCAGCGGAUCCAUGAUGUCGAGAUCGAAUUGGAGCAAAUUCGGGUGAAGUAUGAGCAGGCACAGAAGGAUAGGGACACAUGGAAGACCAAGAGCCUAAGCAAUCAAUCAGGCGAGGAAGAAAUGCUUAGAACUCUUGCUCUGUGCACUAUUUGCCGGAACAACUUCAAGAACGUCGCCAUCAAGACGUGUGGUCAUACUUUCUGCAACAACUGUGUUGAAGAUCGUAUUGCCAACCGGAUGCGCAAGUGUCCCAAUUGUUCGAAGCCUUUCGACAAAUCGGACGUCAUGACAAUCCACAUGUGAUUGAUGAAAUAGCUCUGCCAUCUCCGCUUGGUUGUUUGGUAUAGGACUUCACGUUUUCAGCGUUUAAUGAGACCGCACUUUGGUCGUGUAUGAUUGCAUAAACCGGAUGGAAAGGAUUGGCUUGCUUCUGCAUGGCUCAUAUGA